This is a messenger RNA of Elgaria multicarinata webbii, 2674 nucleotides long. It is a transcript of the gene CCDC181, whose product is annotated as coiled-coil domain containing 181. NCBI's taxonomy places the organism in Eukaryota, Metazoa, Chordata, Lepidosauria, Squamata, Anguidae. The coding region runs from base 99 to 1712 and encodes 537 amino acids. The record is from RefSeq and is a predicted model, not a curated record. The transcript is spliced from 6 exons. Gene Ontology annotation, molecular function: microtubule binding.
AUGGAGACGGGGAGCGUGGUGCGCGGCGAGAGCGGCCCAGUUUGGCCCUUUACAGCCGCCGUCCUCCUCUACUUGCUUUACUUUAAGGAACAUCCACAAUGAGUGACAAGAAAGACAUUAGUGAAUCUACAGACAGCGGAGGUCUCACAGAAGGUGGGGACUAUGAUGAUGAUUUUGAAAAAGACCUUGAAUGGCUAAUUAAUGAAGAAGAAAAGGGAAUCCCUGAUGAUAUACAGAAUCAUGAUGAAAAUGAAGAGGAUGUUGAAGCUAGUGUGGAUAAUGACUUAGAAGAUAAAGAAGACAGAAUAAAUUCAUCACAAGAGUCACCUGAACCUGGGAAAGUUCUGAAGGAUGAAGGAAAUUCUUCACAAGAACCUCCUGAGCCUGAGGAAGCACUGAAGGAUGAAAAGCCACAAAGUAAAAGACGUUCUAUACUUGAACUUGAUACCAAGCUGUUGGAUCAGGUAUCUGAUACUGAUAGUGAAAGCUCUUGUCAGGAAUCAAAGCUAGAAGAACAAGAAGAUUUGGAGGAUGAUGAAGAUAUAAAGCGUUACAUCUUAGAAAAAAUUGAGGAAGCUAACAAACUUCUGUUGUCUCAGGAACCUUUGGAUGAAACAAAAGAAAGGAAACUAAAAUUCAAGGAUGAUCUUGUAGAUCUUGAAGUCCCCUCUCUAACAGCUGUAGAAGCUGAUAAAAGCGAUCCUUGCAGGGAAAGGAACAUUUCAGGUAGGCUGUCUCAGUUGCGCAUUUCUAAUGAUGCAGGGCAGGAAGACAUAUCUCUUUCUAUUAAUGGUGGUACAGAUGAUGAGCACAAGGAUGGCAAGAUCCUAGUAGAAAGAGAUGGGAAGUUUGAACUCCUGAGUAUCCGUGACAUUGAGAGCCAAGGCUUCUUUCCUCCGCUAAGUGUUUCAUUUAGUGACAUUGAAACUCAACACAUUUCUCCUAAAACUUCCUAUGCAACUGCUUUUGGCACUAUCUGUGUAACAAAAGAAGAGUCUUUAGUACAAACACCUGUGACAUCUUGUUCUCCUUCCAGAGAAGGGUUUUUUCAUGUCCCUCAACCACCACCUAUUCGACCAAGCUCAGCCAUCAAUAUUACAAGGAAUACAGAAAGGGGGAAAAGCCCACGGAGAGUGCAGUCAGCAAAUGUGAGCAUUGGUAUUAGAAGUUCUACAUACUGUUUAUCACCCAGACAAAAAGAACUGCAAAAACAAAUGGAGCAAAGACGAGAAAAAAUAAGGAAAGAGGAAGAAAUACGGAGAAGAAUACUGGAGGAGCAGAAAAGGAGAGAGAAUGAUAUGGUCUUCAAAGCUUGGUUGCAGAAGAAAAAAGGACAAAUGCAGGAAGAGAAACGAAUUCGCCAUGCAAAAGAGCUGGAAGACUUGAGCAGCAGACAGGAGAGUAGAAAUCCAGAAGAAGCCUUCAGGUCAUGGCUUAAAAGAAAGCAACAAGAACAGAUAAAAGAAAAAGAGAUACAAAACCUGAAACAGGAGGAGGAGUGCAUGUUCUUCCUUCCAAGAACAGUGGAAAAUGACAAGGCUUAUAAACAAUGGCUAAGGAGGAAGAGACGGGAGAAGCGAGAAGAGCAACUAGCUGCCAAAGAACGAUCAAGGCAGUUCCGACAGGAAGCCAGAAGAGCAAAACAAAUAGAGAACAUUCUUUGUUCAAUUUCUGAACCAAGAUCUCUUCGCUUCACAGACCAAUACAGCUGAGGUUUAGAGUCAUUAGGUGCCUAAAAAUAUGCCCUUCUCACUACCUUGUAUAGGUUGAGUGGCUGCCUCUUGGAAGCAGCUUCUCUUCUGGUAUGUUUCAUCGUCCUUCAAUAAUGGCUUAAUUUUCUCAAUCUUGCUUAUCUUUGCCCGCUCUUAAACAUGGAAUAAUUCUCUAUUUGUGAAUGGGUUGGAUGGAGUUCUUAGUUCUAUAAAGCAUAAAACAGAAUAAAUGCCCUUAUGGCAAUUGCAGUGUAAAUUAUUCCUAAAUAAUUUUAAGACCACAUUCAUCUUCGAGUUGAGCGUUUUGUAAGAAAGCUACACUUAAACCAGUGGCACAGCUGGUGCCAAGACACUUUUAGAUAGUAUGAAAGUUAGCAUCUCAUCUGGUGUUCACUUCUAGGCAUUGCUACGCAGCUUCAAAGUUCUGUUCCAGUACCCACUAUGUGUUUUCCUUGCUUUAUGAGGGGAGAAGGGGAUACAGUGAAGACUACAUCACAGACUCAGCUAUCAAUGGAGUUCAAUGUAUUCAGCAUUUUUCAAGAAGUCUUUUCUGCCCAUUUAUGGGGUAGUUAUUUUGUAUAAGAAGCCAUGACUUUUGUAUUUCAUCAUCUCAGUACAGAAUCAGUGGGCACACACACUGACAAUAAAGUCAAAGAGCUAAUGCAAUGCACUGGUGAAAGUAGGUAAGUAUUAGGAAAGAGAUGGUGACAAGUGAAGGUUGUUGCUUUCAAGCUUUCUUUGUAUUUUUGUGUACACAGUGGUGUCUCAAAGACCAGAUAGCUACUAUAUGUUUUCAACAUUUUGAGGGAACAGAAAGGAAAGGCACUUGUUCUCCUGUUCAAGUUUACUAGAACCCAAGCAGGAAAUUGAGGAACUUUGAUAUUUGUUUUUUGUAAUGUUCAUACCCAUACAUACAAUAGGUAUAUUUAAGAUGAACAUGAGUACUUCACUAUUGCAGGGUU